Molecule: messenger RNA, 2023 nt
Organism: Carassius carassius (crucian carp)
Lineage: Eukaryota; Metazoa; Chordata; Actinopteri; Cypriniformes; Cyprinidae
Product: RNA-binding motif, single-stranded-interacting protein 3-like
Exons: 12
Coding region: 613-1629 (338 amino acids)
Cellular component (GO): nucleus; ribonucleoprotein complex; cytosol
Molecular function (GO): poly(U) RNA binding; mRNA 3'-UTR binding; poly(A) binding
Source: RefSeq, a predicted model, not a curated record
CCCCCAUAUAUGUUUGCAUCUCUGUUUAAUAGUUUAAAAGAAAUUCCAUUCAGAUCGAUUGAGGUGUUUUCAUGAAGGCUUUUGAAUAUUAUUAUGCAGACUAUUAUGAGGUUGCAUGCAUUAACGUAUAGCCAGUGUCUGCUAAACUAUUGCAUGCAAAAAGUACAAUGCACAAAAAUGCUGUCUUAUCAGGUUUCGAGACACAGCUGGUGUUUUUAAUUGACACUCCUGUCUUGUAGUUUCAUUUGUCACCAGUAGAGGGACUAACCCCCCCCUCUCUCUGUCUCUCUCUCUCUCUUUGUCUCUCCCUCUCUCUCUCUCCCUCUCUCUCUCCCUCUCUCUCUCCCUCUUUCUCUCCAGUCGAGCCCCUGAGCGAGAGGCUGUUAUUGGAGCAGAAGCAGACGGAUCACAGACACUCCUCUUCUCUCCACUCCUCCUCUGACAGACGGAGCACAUACUCUCUCUCUCUCUCUCUCUCUCUCUGGUUCUCACGGACCCCCAGCCCUCUUCUCCUCGCCGCUGCGUGUCUGUGCUGGAGUACUGUGUUGGAGUAUCUCAGCGGAGGAGGAGAGAGCAUCCUCAUCAUCCGUCAGGGACUCAGACUGCAGCUUGAUGGGAAAGACGCUGGAGCAGCUCCAGAUGUUCCCUCACUACACCUGCAUCUAUCCACCCUGCGCUCACAGCAAGCCAUAUGCCCCGCCCCCUCCUCAGAUGGCCACGCCCAGUCCAGGAAGCAGCAGCUGUAGUCAGAGUGCAGUGGAGCAGUUUAGCAAAACCAACCUGUACAUACGAGGACUUCCUCCUGGAACCACAGACCAGGACCUCAUCAAACUCUGCCAACCCUAUGGGACAAUCGUGUCUACUAAGGCCAUCCUGGACAAAAACACACACCAGUGCAAAGGUUAUGGUUUUGUGGACUUUGAGUGUCCAGGAGCGGCGCAGAAGGCCGUGUCGUCUCUGAAGGCCACCGGUGUGCAGGCACAGAUGGCAAAGCAGGAGCAGGACCCCACUAACCUGUACCUGUCUAAUCUGCCCGUGUCUGUGGAAGAACAGGAGCUGGAGGCACUGCUCAAACCCUUCGGUCACGUGAUCUCCACACGGAUCUUACGGGACACCAGCGGCGCGAGCAGAGGUGUCGGCUUCGCCAGGAUGGAGUCCUCAGAGAAAUGUGAAGUUGUCAUACAGCAUUUGAAUGGGAAAUAUCUCAAGACUCCAGCAGGAAGCCCAGGUCCGUCUGAACCGCUGCUCUGUAAGUUUGCUGAUGGCACUCAGAAGAAGAGACAAACUCAGAGUAAAUAUCCACAGAAUGGCAGAGCGUGGAGGGAAGGAGAGAUGGGAAUGACACUCACAUAUGACCCUGCGGUCAUGCAAAACGGGUUCUACUCUUCUCCAUACAGCAUCAGUGCUAGCCGGAUGAUCACCCAAGCGUCCUUCACUCCGUUCAUCACCACUUCACCCAUCUCUACAUAUCAGGUGUGUAGCACAGCAUGGAUGCCGCAGCAGUAUGUGAUGCAGCCCACAGGUGUACUAACAGAAGCUCCCUUAUCACAGGAUGUCCAUGUAGCACAGCAACAGAUCACCAUGGAAACCAGCGACCACAUUCAACCCUGCUCGUACCAGACCAAAUAGCAUCCUGAGGAGAUGAAUGUACAUCAGCGUUGUCUUCUGAUGGACGCUCUCUCUAAUAAUGGACACGCAGUCAACUUCCAGCUGACCUCAGCACCAAAAACACAGACUGGAUUCAUUUCCACCUGGACCGCUUCAUUUUAUUGCUUGAUUUUUUUUUGUAAUUCAUUUUAAUGUCUGUUGGACUGAAGCUCCUAUAGAGAGUUAAUAUGAAAACAUUGCAUUGAUAGAUGUGGAUUUGAUGUAAAAUGAUCAAGAUGAACACAUAUGGUCUUCCUCAGAUAUUAAGCGAUUACAUCUUUAUAUUCUGUUGAUUUUCUUGUCAAGUGUUGGCUUUGUAGGAGUUUACACAAAUCUCAGUUGCCUUAAUUUUUGAAUACAUCUGAAUAUUGUUUAA